Molecule: messenger RNA, 990 nt
Organism: Trichoderma atroviride IMI 206040
Lineage: Eukaryota; Fungi; Ascomycota; Sordariomycetes; Hypocreales; Hypocreaceae
Molecular function (GO): 4-hydroxy-tetrahydrodipicolinate synthase activity
Source: RefSeq, a predicted model, not a curated record
AUGACAGCCUCUACUGAGCCCAAUGGUUUCUCCAACCAUAAUGGCUCAACUCAUAAUUCAAUCACACCGUUGACACCCGGCCUAUACAUUCCUACCGUGGCAUUUUUCACCUCUGAAGACAAUAUUGAUGAAGCGACGACAGCGGCGCAUGCAAAGCGAUUAGUUGACGCUGGAGUUACGGGUAUCGUGACACACGGUUCCAAUGGCGAGGCUGUCCAUCUCGAUCACGCCGAACGACAGCUUAUAAAUCGUAUUACUCGAUCAACCCUCGACGCUGCGGGCAAAAGUGACAUGCCCCUCAUUGUUGGAUGCGGCAGCCAAUCUACGCGAGAGACGAUACAGCUAUGCCGUGAGGCCGCAGAAUCUGGGGGCACACACGCUCUCGUCCUCCCACCAGCCUAUUACGGCAGCUUGCUGUCAACGGAGCUCAUAAUGAAGCAUUUCAGGGCGGUAGCCGAAGCUAGCCCAAUCCCCUUGCUUAUAUACAACUUCCCCGGGGCAUGCAGUGGACUGGACCUAAGUUCAGAUACCAUCUUGGCAUUGGCGGAGCAUCCCAACAUUGUCGGUGUCAAGCUGACAUGCGGCAACACGGGCAAGCUGGCUCGUGUUGUUGCUGGAACACGUGGUACAGGAUUCAGGACCUUUGGCGGUAGCGCCGACUUUGCCAUCCAGACCCUGGCUGUUGGCGGGCACGGUGUCAUUGCUGGAUUGGCCAAUGUGGCUCCAAAGGCGUGUGCUGAGGUUAUGCGACUGUGGAGAGAAGGCAAGACCGAAGAGGCGACGCUGCUGCAAGGGACUGUUGCCCGCGGCGACUGGGCCGCCAUCAAGGGCGGCUUUGUGUCUGUCAAGGCCGCGCUCAACAGAUACUACAGCUAUGGCGGCGGACCACGACCGCCCUGCGCGUUUCUGGAGGGCAAAGGCUUGGAGGCGCAAAUGGUGGAGUUUGCCGAGCUGAUUGAGACUGAGAAGAAGCUCGGGACCCUGGCCUAG